Messenger RNA from Mangifera indica (mango), 1960 nucleotides. Its product is annotated as nuclear transport factor 2. Gene Ontology annotation, molecular function: mRNA binding. The transcript is spliced from 9 exons. Gene Ontology annotation, cellular component: ribonucleoprotein complex; cytosol. NCBI's taxonomy places the organism in Eukaryota, Viridiplantae, Streptophyta, Magnoliopsida, Sapindales, Anacardiaceae. The record is from RefSeq and is a predicted model, not a curated record. The coding region runs from base 277 to 1629 and encodes 450 amino acids.
CUCACACACGGUCACACAUCUAUAUCCAAAUCCCAAACCCCCUUUCUUGAAUCUUGGUCUUUCUCUUUUUAUUCCUUCUCAAAACCCUUCUCUUUUCCCUAACAUCAAUUCCGCCAAGCAUAAGACGAUGAUAUAAGCUUUUACUCAUAAACCCUGCUUUUAGAUUAGGGUUUUGAAGCACUUAACUUCUCUGUGGAUCUGUGAUCGAUCAUUAUCAAGAGGGUUUUAAGGGAUUCCCUUCAUUGCAUGCUACCUUUUGUUCUCAACUGACAAAUAAUGGCUUCUUCAUAUCCAGGACCAAUUCAGGUUGGCUCCUACUUUGUGGGGCAAUACUAUCAGGUACUUCAGCAACAGCCUGAUCUGGUUCACCAAUUCUACUCCGAUGCCAGCUCCAUGAUUCGGAUUGACGGAGAUUCGGCUGACUCUGCUUCUUCAAUGCUGCAAAUUUAUUCACUUGUGAUGUCACUAAAUUUUACUGCAAUCGAGAUCAAGACAAUCAAUUCUCUCGGUUCUUGGAAUGGUGGAGUUAUGGUUAUGGUUACAGGUUCAGUCAAAACCAAAGAUUUCAGCGGCAGAAGGAAGUUUGUGCAGACCUUUUUCCUUGCCCCUCAGGAGAAAGGUUACUUUGUUCUCAAUGAUAUUUUUCACUUCAUCGACGAGGAAACAAUUUACCAACAUCCUGCUCCUGCACUGUCAGAAAGCAAAUUUGAUGCUCAAUUAGAUGCUUCUAGCCCUCUCCCUGAGCAGCCAGUUUCCAAUUAUGAUUUGGAAGAAGAGGCCAGGGAAUAUGUGAACUCGGUUCAUAUAGAAGAUGAGCCAACUGACCAGUACAAUCUCAUAGAGCCUCAGCAGCAAGAAGACCCUGAAGCCGAAAUUGUUGUGGAGGAAAAUCCUGUGGAGGAAACUUCUGCCCUGUAUCAAACUGAUUUGAAUAAUUUUCAGGCCCCUCCAGUAGCUGCAGUUGAUGAAUCUGUGGGCGAGCUUGCAAAGAAAACCUAUGCUUCCAUUUUACGAGUAGCUAAGAACCCGUAUGUAUCAUCAGUUGCUACUCAACCAUCGUUCAACAAAAGUGCCCCAACUACAUCAGACUCUAAUAAUGCCCAACAGCCUGUAUCUCAGCAGUCAAAUCAUGCAUCUUCCUACGUGCCUGAAUCUGGAUCUUUGUCAUAUGUGCCUGAAUCUGGAUUUGAUGCAGCAGAUGAAAGCUUUACCAUUGAAGAAGGUGAAGUAAAAUCUGUCUAUGUGAGAAACUUGCCUUCUACUAUCACUGCUGCUGAAAUUGAGCAGGAGUUUAAGAACUUUGGCAGAAUCAAACCUGAUGGUGUGUUUGUUAGAAACCGUAAGGAUGUUGUUGGUGUCUGCUAUGCAUUUGUUGAGUUUGAGGACAUUUCUUCUGUUCAAAUUGCUAUCCAGGCAUCUCCUAUACAGUUGGCUGGAAGACAAAUCUACAUUGAGGAGCGAAGACCAAACAGCAGCAGUACCUCUCGAGGAGGAAGAAGAGGAAGAGGCAGAAGCAGCUACCAAACAGAGACCUCUAGGAGUGGGCGCUAUGGUGGCCGUGGUUUGGGCAGGGGAAGUACCCAAGAUGGUGGUGACUACAACAGACUGAGAGGCAAUGGUUUCUAUUAGAAAGUUUCACAAUGAAAGCUGGGAUGCUGGGAGACAAAUAUUAACAGCAAAAUUGUUAGAGGUAUUCCUCAUAGGUUUUUUGAUCUGAGGGUGGCUGAGGUUUGCUGAUUUGUGGUUCAAAAUUUUCUUGGAUUCAUGAGAAAUAUAAAUGGAACUUUAUGGGGUGUGCCAUUGUGUGAUGCAAGUGUGGAGGUACUUUUCUUUUGCCGUUUCUAUUGUUUCAGAAUAUGUUUAUUCCCCCCUUGAAUGAUUUUUAUCAUGCAUAUUCAGGUGGGAUAUUUUUGGGACGUUGUGUCUUCUUUCGCAGGAAAUGUGAUGGGCUAUUUUCGUA